Messenger RNA from Rhineura floridana, 2609 nucleotides. RefSeq names its product tRNA methyltransferase 2 homolog A (gene TRMT2A). Gene Ontology annotation, biological process: RNA processing. The transcript is spliced from 12 exons. Lineage: Eukaryota; Metazoa; Chordata; Lepidosauria; Squamata; Rhineuridae. Gene Ontology annotation, molecular function: RNA binding; RNA methyltransferase activity. The record is from RefSeq and is a predicted model, not a curated record. The coding region runs from base 185 to 2140 and encodes 651 amino acids.
GAUCUCGCUGCGAAGGGAGAGGCGAGACCUGGAGAGAGAAAGUGGGGAAGAUGAUACGCAUGCGCCGCGCUGUCUACCUUGUAAUGGCUUGGGCUGUGUGAGGUGGCGACGAGGCGGGUUCGUACCUCGAUGAAGGGGAAGGAGUGGAUUCGCUGUGGUAGAGGAAUAGUUGAAAAAACGGAAAAUGGAAAACGACAAUUGUGUGUGCUUUACAGACACAAAAAGUACAGUUCCUCUUGCGGCCAUGGGAAGUGCGUCUGAAAAGCAAAUUAAGGAAGAUGUGGGAGAAGGAAACAAUGCAGAUAAUACCUCAGAUAUUUCCAAUAUGUAUAGGUAUAUUAAAGAUGACUUGUUUACCUCAGAGAUCUACAAAGUAGAAAUUCAGAACCUUCCCAAAUACAUUGGCUUUAAUGAAGUAAAGAAAUUCCUUGCCAAGUACUGCCUUAACCCUCACAAGAUAAAACUGUUCGGGAAGCAGACUUUUGCCUUUGUCACCUUUAAGAGUGAGGAGGAAAGGGACAAAGCUAUGAAGGUCCUUCAUGGAGUCCGGUGGAAGAACCGAAACUUAAGCGUUAGACUUGCCAAACCAAAGGCUGAUCCCAUCAUAAAGAAGAGGAAAAGAGAAGAGGAGGAAGGAGGUGAGAUGAAAGAGCAGGCAGCAGCAAAGUGCCCAGAGUUAUCAAAAAAUGGCAGAGAGGAACCGCUGAGUAAGCAGAUAGCAGAUGUGGUGACCCCUUUGUGGAAUAUCUCAUAUGAGGAACAGCUGGCAAAGAAGGAGCAAGAAUGUGAGCAAGUGCUGCUGAAACUGACACGGGAAAUAGGGAACAACAACCGAGCUCUGCUACCAUGGCUGUUCGUACAGAAGGAAAAGUACGGUGGUCUGUGUUGCUCCCUGGAGGGAGUGAAAGCCUCACCGUUGCAGACUGAGUACCGCAACAAAUGUGAAUUUUUGAUCGGCAUAGGCCCAAAUCAAGAAGACAAAACGGUGGGUUUUCGCCUUGGCAAAUACAAGGGUGGAACAUGUGCUGUUGUGGAACCAUUUGACACCAUUCACAUUCCUGCUGUUACAAAAAAAGUAGUGAAGGCUUUUCAAGACUACAUAAGGUCUACACCCUAUGGUGUGUACAGCCCAGAAACCUAUGAAGGCCACUGGAAACAGCUAACAGUUCGCACCAGCAGGAAUGGGCACAUCAUGGCAAUUGCUUAUUUUAAUCCACAGAAACUAAAUAAAGAAGAGCUUAUGGAACUGCAAACUUCUUUGGCUAAGUACUUCAUGGAAGGCACUGGAAAAGACAGUGGAAUAACUUCUCUCUAUUUUGUGCAAGAAGGUCAAAGAAAGUCACCCAAUCGUGAAGAUUUGACCUUGGAGCAUGUUGCUGGUGACAAGUACAUAUACGAAGAUCUUCUUGGGCUAAAGUUCCGGAUUUCUCCCCAUGCUUUUUUCCAAGUAAACACACAGGCUGCUGAGGUUCUGUAUUCAGCCAUUCAGGACUGGACUCAGAUGAACCAGGAGACUACAGUGAUGGAUGUUUGCUGUGGAACUGGAACCAUUGGCAUUUCACUUGCCAAGAAAGUGAAGAAAGUUAUUGGAAUUGAACUUUGUCAAGAAGCUGUUGAAGAUGCCAAAGUGAAUGCUCAGCUGAACGAGCUGAAUAAUGUUGAAUUCCACUGUGGAAAGGCUGAAGAUCUUGUUCCUUACCUAGUUAACUUCUUAGCAUUGCAAAAUUCUGUUACAAUUGUGGAUCCUCCCCGAGCUGGGCUGCAUUCCAAAGUAAUUCUUGCAAUCCGAAAAGCUGAACACUUAAAGAAGCUCAUUUACAUAUCCUGCAAUCCUCGAGCUGCCAUGAACAAUUUUCUGGAUCUUUGUCGUGCUCCUUCUAAUCGUGUGAAAGGAAGCUGUUUCCGACCUGUGAAAGCAAUGGCAGUGGACCUCUUUCCUCACACUAUGCACUGUGAGCUACUGUUCUUCUUUGAAAGAGUAGCACGUGCAAGCGGCAAACCUUCUGAAGCUCUUCAGGGUUCAACUGAAAUUCCAGUGGUGAAGUUGGAAGCAGCGAAGUCAGAAGCAGCAGGCUCUACAGAAGAGGAUAAUGUGAACUUGUCUAAAGAGGGAGCAGCUACCACAGGCUCCAGUUACUAAUGGUCACAGGCUAGCCAGUUGGCAUAAAUAUCUGCCCGUUUUCAUUUUUUUAAUUUUAAAACUACUGCUUUUUAAGAAAACCAGAACAUUCAGCCAAGUUUCUGGAACUUCAAAUGGUGGCUAUGCCAAAUAUCAAUUCUUGAUAGAAUGGAGACUUAUAGUGCAAUCCUGACCAUGUCUACUCAGAAAUAAGUUCCAUUAAGUUCAAUGAAACUUACUGCAAGCUAAGUUAGUAUAGGAUUGUAUCUUCAAUAAUUAUGUACCCCCUUAAAAGCUUAAAGUAGGAAGGAAAUGUGGGCAUAUUAUAUAUACACACAUUCAUGGCCAGAGGAGAUUUAACUUGUUUUCUGCCAAACUGAUUUAUUUUCAGAUCAUGGGACAGGUAAAUGUGAGGAACGAUUGGGAAAGCUUGUAUUCCACAGCAAGGCUAUGUUGUAACCUAAGCUAAUAAAUGAUUAACAAAUCCAAA